Messenger RNA from Molossus molossus (Pallas's mastiff bat), 523 nucleotides. It is a transcript of the gene HIGD1C, whose product is annotated as HIG1 hypoxia inducible domain family member 1C. Gene Ontology annotation, cellular component: mitochondrion. Lineage: Eukaryota; Metazoa; Chordata; Mammalia; Chiroptera; Molossidae. The transcript has 4 exons. Bases 59 to 352 code for a protein of 97 amino acids. Gene Ontology annotation, biological process: mitochondrial respirasome assembly. The record is from RefSeq and is a predicted model, not a curated record.
UGCUUAAGGAACACCGGGAGACAGACAGCAGGUGCUGGGGUACGCCAAAGAGAGAAAGAUGUCUUCAGAUAACCAGUGGUCAGCAGAUGAGGAUGAAGGUCAAUUAUCCCGACUGAUCAGGAAAUCUAGAGAUUCCCCCUUUGUGCCUGUAGGGAUAGCAGGCUUUAUGACUGUGGUGUCCUAUGGUCUUUACAAGUUAAAGUACAGAAGAGAUCAGAAAAUGUCCAUUCACCUUAUUCACAUGAGAGUUGCUGCCCAAGGAUUUGUUGUCGGAGCUGUGACUCUAGGUGUUCUCUAUUCUAUGUAUAAGGAUUACAUUAGACCUCGAUUCUUCAAUGUGUCCAAAAAAUGAAGCUACAUACAAAAAUGACAAGAAGGCUUCUGAAAACUAUUAUGAAGAAUGAAUUUUCAAUAUAUAGCAAAUUCUACUGCAGAAGUAUUAGAAUUUUCAUAGCCUUGUACAGUAAGUCUCAAUUGUUUAAGAAAUUGAUUUCCAAAGCUACAAUCAUAGUCAACUCAAAAA